Messenger RNA from Fragaria vesca subsp. vesca, 1377 nucleotides. RefSeq names its product putative F-box protein At5g42430-like. NCBI's taxonomy places the organism in Eukaryota, Viridiplantae, Streptophyta, Magnoliopsida, Rosales, Rosaceae. The record is from RefSeq and is a predicted model, not a curated record. The transcript has a single exon. Bases 1 to 1377 code for a protein of 458 amino acids.
AUGAGGACGUUGUUGGAUUUACCGGUGGAAAUCAUGUAUGACAUUUUUAAGAGGCUUCCUGUAAACUCAGUCUGCCGCCUCCGAUGCGUCUCCAAAACCUUGUUGGACAUAGUCCAGUCUCCCUUUUUCGUUUCACUACAUUCCCGUUUCUCCAUUCUCACCAACGCUCAUGCUUCUGAUCCUCCCCUUACGUUGCGUUUUGUGGGAGAGAGUUUCCCUUUUGCGUUUCGUAAGCCGUCCCAAUAUAUAAUGCCGUCAUUUAGGCCCUUAAAAUGCCUGCAGCAUGCCUUGGAAUGCCAGCAUUACGAUGGCAGCAAAGGUAGCCUUAUUGUCUCGGAUAUUCUGUCCACCACCGACGACGACGCCCAUUAUUUUGUAUAUUUCUCUUACUGCAGCCUCUUUCUCUUGACUAUAGGAAAAAAGGUUUGCUUCUUGAUCGAUCCUUUCACCGCAGAAGUUCUAAGGCUCCCGAGGAGUGGCAUUCACUAUAAAAAGAAUGGUGCCCGCACCUAUAUUUUCGAAGACGUUUUCGGCAUGGGAUUUGAUAGUAUAACUAGCACCCACAAGGUUCUUCGCUUGUCCCAAAUUGGUAGCACCAGAGAUAUUGAAGACUCUGAUUACUACGGCUGUGUAGCUCAAAUUCUUGAAUUGGGCACAAACUCAUGGCGAGAGUUACCCCCGCAAAAUCUAAAUUCUUGUAAAUAUCUUGAGGAUUUAGAUUCAGCCAGGAGCAUAUGUGCUUUCGGAGACAUGCAUUGGUUGAUUCUACAAGACAGAUCAGAAACAUUGAUGACCAAAAACGAAGAAGGCAUCAUUUCUUUUGAUUUCACGAAAGAAGAGUUCUAUCGGACUCCCACUUUGGGGAUACCAUGCUUGAAGCUUGAGUACACACACUUGAUUGCUUUAAGAGGAUCUAUGGCUCUAGUUAUAGUCGACACUGAGUUAUGGGACGUAUCAGGAGAUGAAAAAAGAAUUGAUAUAUGGGUGAUGAAAGAUUACCAUACAAAAGAGUGGGAGCGAAAUUACACCAUAAAUGUGCAUGAAUCAUUGCUCACCAUAAAUAUGCAUGAAUCAUUGCUUGAUUUGAAUGACAUGUUUGCUUGUUGUGGGGAAUGGGAAAAUGGCAUAUUUUUCCAAUAUGAAUUGACCCAUAUGUCAAGGUCAUUCUUUGUGGACUUGAGAUGCAAUUCUAAGCAAGUUAUACAACUUCCGAAGAGGCGUGAUGCCACCGCGUGGUGGAUGUGUUGGCGCAUUUUGAGUGUUAAUAGGAGCUUGCUUUCCCUGAAAAAUUAUGGAGAUUCGGUUCAAUCUCGAAACUUGCUUAAUUUCUCAAAGAAUGACUUAUGGAUCGGUGGCUUAUGGCCGCACUAUGACUGA